CUCAUUGAAACUGUAGAAGAAGACAGCUUUCCAGGAAGUUGGAACCAACAGUGCUCCUGCCGUUACUGCGAUAUUUGAAUAACAUGAGCUAUCAUGCUAUAAAAGCAUGAAGUUACUGGUCUGUAUGAUAGUAUGUUAAACAGCUGUUGGUAAAGUGGACCUCGCCUUACGAAAUGCCUUUGUUAAUUCAAAAUAGAGGACUAGACCGCAUAAGCGCAACAACGGAGCUGUUCGACAAAUAUCCACAUUUACAGGAAAACGCAAGAACAUUUCACUCCAAGCCGCUUGUUGAUGUCGACCCAAAGUGCCUCUUGUAUGUCCAACAAAGAGAGUUUGCUGCAACAACACCAGCAGACAAUAGUGUUUCAGUAAUUGGAUCUGAUGAUGCCACUACCUGCCAUUUGGUUGUGCUGCGACACACUGGAAGUGGAGCUGUUUGUCUUGCUCACUGCGAUGGUUCCAGCACUUGGUCUGAAAUCCCACUCCUUGUGAAAGCUGUCACAUCACUGAGUAACGUCGGUAAGGAGGGCAGACUUGAGCUCCAUCUUGUCGGGGGAUUUAAUGAUGAGUCUAAGACAUCCCAUAAACUCAGCCAUAGCAUUCUGGCAGCAUUCCAGAAACAGAAAGAGGAUAUUCAUCUGGAAACUUGUUGCAUCACAGAAAUGAAUGAUAUUAUUGUUGAUGGAAAUCAUAGACCGAUAGUGUAUGGAAUAGGUGUAAAUGUUAAAACAGGGGAUGUGUUCCCUUCGUCAUUCACUUAUAAAGGACCUGCGGAGGAGCUGCGAUCAGCACGAACCUUCACCGGGGGACAGAUGGCUGACAUAUAUGAUUCAAGUCAGGGACGGGUAAAAAUUGGCCCCUGCAAGUGGUCUCCAAAUCUGGAUAUUGCCUUCUGGUUGUCACAAAAUGAUGACACAAUUUUAAAGUACCUGUCCACCUCUCCGAUGGCUGAACCACCACACUUUGUCCAGCACAUGAAGUCCACCAUCCAGUUCCUUUUAGAGCACCCUGAUUCUGAUAGCCUGUUUCCUGGGGGGCAACCACAGUUCUACCACAGGACUGAGAGGGGGGACUGGGAGAGGGCUACCCAGUCAUAGAGGCCUGCUCCCAUUUUUCACUCAACCUUAUCAUGGAACCUGACUGUUUUUUGCCUCUCAGUUCAUUGGAUACACUGUGACCCUUUCAUCCUCUGUCUGUUUUUUAUUAAUUGUGUCUUAACGCGAAAGUGACCCCAGACUGGACCAUAUGUCUGCUGAAUGGCUCUCUGGCUGGUCCAGUAGAGAGAACAGAGGAAGAGUAAGUGAUUCUGGUGAUGCCUGCAACAGUUAAUUUUUGCUCUUAAGAGGUGGUAUAAAAUCUGCACCAUGUACCUCCUGCUGUGUUUCAGUAAGUCAAGGCCAAUAUCUCUCUAUGCUUGACUGAUUUACGGAUUUUUGUCUUACUAUGUUUCAAGUUAAAAUGAUUUUGUAUGUUUUAGCCUAAGAACUACAACUGAUUAACUUUUUCCAAAGUGUAAGUUCAGUUAUACUAGUACAGAAUGAACAUAAACAAAUUUGAUUGCCUUCAUAGUACUGUUGUCAGAUGUUGUGGCCAGGAAAUCAAACCUGAACAUUAAGCAGAUGUGGGCACAAAGGAUUUUGAAUUGUAGAAUGAAGUGACUGUUUUGUAUUUAAAAAGUUGUUGUGCAGUGGUUGCACCUGAAUGAAGCAACAGGGACUGUAGUAUGAUAAUGUAACUGCCAGAAAAUAGACACAGUCAGUGAUUGCCUACACUACUGCAACUUUCAAACUCUGAUUGAACUUUACCUAAUCAAAAGUCUGAGACCAAUAGAUGUAGGUGGGAAAUCAGUCUAUAAAUGUAUACUUUGGAAAUAUAUGCAUGAUUUGUAUUUAUUAGGCUAAAACAUGUACUUCAAAACACCCCUUAAAUAUAGAGUGUGACCUACUGGUCAGGUCACAUUAAGGUAUGGAUUCAUUUUGGCACUUUGUUUAAAGAGAAUAUUAAUUGCUAAACUCUGCACUGUUGAAGAGUUGAACGAAGUUUAUUUUUUCUACAAAUGCACCUUCCUGAUGAGAGUGGAAUAUGAUAUUUCAUCACAUGCUCCACAUAAUGCUGUAUACUUGGCUUUGAAUGUGUAUGUGUUAGAAAAUUGCAUGUGUAAAUGCAUACUUCAUGGGAUCAUAUGUAUUCUUUUCUAAUGCAAGAGAAAAAAUGAUUUCACUAGUUUUGUCUUUUUUAAAAAUAGUUAAAAAUGAAAACAACAUCAUACACUGUAUAAGGCCUUUUCAUCAGUUGUGUCACUCAGAGAGUUGCAAUGUGCUUUCGGCAUCCAGAGCAACUUGUUGCAACUUGUGAGCAUACUGUACCUGUUGUUAAAUAAAUGUAAAUGGUCAAACCUA
Molecule: messenger RNA, 2399 nt
Organism: Lates calcarifer (barramundi perch)
Lineage: Eukaryota; Metazoa; Chordata; Actinopteri; Centropomidae
Gene: ntan1
Product: N-terminal asparagine amidase
Exons: 10
Coding region: 174-1097 (307 amino acids)
Biological process (GO): ubiquitin-dependent protein catabolic process
Cellular component (GO): nucleus
Molecular function (GO): protein-N-terminal asparagine amidohydrolase activity
Source: RefSeq, a predicted model, not a curated record